Hydractinia symbiolongicarpus is the source of this 1209-nucleotide messenger RNA. RefSeq lists its product as uncharacterized. Lineage: Eukaryota; Metazoa; Cnidaria; Hydrozoa; Anthoathecata; Hydractiniidae. The transcript is spliced from 4 exons. The record is from RefSeq and is a predicted model, not a curated record. The coding region runs from base 1 to 1119 and encodes 372 amino acids.
AUGAAUCGCAUAAAAAACUGCCAAACAUUGCCCGAUAAUCCGGAUCUAGAAAUAUUAGGUAACCUGCUACAGAAGAUAAUUCGCGAAGAAAACGACGGAUUGUUAAAGUCAAAAUUAAAUGGAUUUAAAGAAGAGUUGGAAGCAGCUCUUGCUGCAAUAUCAGAAACAACAGAGUUUAAAUCAGAUGAAACACUGCGUGCUUCAGUGAAGCAGAUCCCUUCAAAUUACGGAGCAUACAUUCUUGGUUUAGUUGGUGACCGAAUACGAGACCGUGCUGGUGAUAACACAAACAGUGGUGGCAAAGGUGCAUACGAUUUAGCAAUCGCGUUUGCUCAAUUGGCAACGUACCGCGAUGUUGGAUUGAUAAAGAUGAUGACAGUACUGUUAAAAUCAGGAGAGAAAGGAAAUGAAUUAGCUGGUCAAUAUCAAACCCUCUUGGGUCAUAAUCGAGACGUUUAUCAGAGGCAUCUAAGCUUUUUUCAUACACCUUCCUUAGCAGUGGCACAAACCAUGGUCCACUAUUAUCCACCAGGGCAUAAUAAUCGCAGCCGAUUUCUCUACUCUUUUAUAAAAGCAAAUGGAAUACGUGAACCUGACGCAGUGCCCACUGGCCAUUAUGUCAUCAGAUCCAAGUAUUGGCCUGGUUAUUAUUUGCGGCGAAGUCUUUCUUCUGCUAUUAUUCCUCAUGAUAGAAUUGUGUAUUCCGUGAGUUAUAAUUGGGGCACUCCUACAACAAAUGACAAGAUCCAUGUUACAAAAAAGAGCGACGGCUAUUAUAGCUUUGAAUUGGUUGAUCCGCGAUUCAGCGAAGAUAAAUCGUAUAGGCAUCCGUUUUACACCUAUGUCUCCAUCGGCUCGUCUAACCAAUAUGUUCAAGUUAGCGACAGUAAUAAUCCAUCUCAUGCAAAUUUUAUCAUUAUCAAAUACAUGGCGCCAGAAGGUAUAGUCGUCACAAUAGCAGAAAAGGAUACAAAGACAAGAGCGUGGAAUGGUUUAAAAGACAAGUGGGCUGUAUAUCCAGAAGAAUUAACCAAAUCGAAUAAAGAUAAGGCGCCGUUUAUACUCCUGACAUGUAAAGCGCCUGAAGAAGGGUCAAUAUGUCCAGAUUGGAAUAAAUAAAUGGAGAUAAAAAAAGCUAAAACAAUGUCAGAAUGACUACAGUUGCUUUGUAAAACAUAAUUAGCCAGUGAUAAUGUUAAAGGUCAUAUC